CUGAUAUUAUUAUUAAUAUUAUUCAAAGGUUAUGGCCUAAGAAUACUGGCAACGAGGCAACUUUAAAACAACCUUUGUCCGCGUCAUGGGAUUAACUAACUUGCUACUCGGAGCAGAACGCGAACGUCCUUUAUGUUUGGUUAACUGUAUCAAAGCACUUCCAACCGGAGUCAUAAAUGCACGAAGAUGUAUUCGCUUGAAGUUUUGUUAUUUGUUUUAAUAAUUUCCUGGAGCAACGGAGUAGACUUUGAUAGGUUCAGUGGAAAAAAAGUGGACGUCGCACAGUCAAAGGAAUUGCGAUCAAAGAACGCCACAGAGCGAUGUUCCUUUGAAAUAAAGCCAUGCACACCACACGAAGGCAGCAGAAUAGACGGGACGUGUAACAAUUACAAAGAGCCCGCAAAAGGAGCUGCUAAAGGAGCAUAUCUGAGGCUGCUCAAACCCGAUUAUGCUAACAAACGCCAUAUUCGCAAAAACAAAAAUGGCGAGGAGCUACCGUCAGCCAGAAAGGUUAGGACGGAAUUGGAGACCACAGGUCGUGUUGAAGACCGCUACAUGUUCAACAUAGCAACAUAUCAUAUGCUGGAGUUUAUCCAAAGAGAUAUAAGUUUGUUAAAUGGACCACUUGAUUACCUACGCAAGAGACAGUACUGCUGCAAGCCGGCAGGUGAGGCGGAUCCCCGCUGCAUCCCUAUCCGUGUGCCAGACAACGACCCGUAUCUCAAAGUGACGGAUAUACGCUGUCUAAAUUUCUCACGCGCGGAAACUUUCCAAGACAUGGGCUGUACACCAGACACAAUACAUCCCGAACAGAUUAACUAUCAAACUCCUCUAAUUGACUUAUCAACAAUAUACGGAGUAGACAACAAAACCGCCGCAUCCAUUCGUAAAGGAAAACACGGAUUUAUUACUUUGGAAAGGAGAGGAGAGCGUCACGUACCGCCAGCUAAUAUGACAAUAAUUAACAUAACGAUAAGCGACAUACCUAUCGCUAUUAAUAUUUCAGAAGAUGUAUGUAUACAAAAUUUGCGAAAUGAAUCGCGGUGCUACGAAUUUGGUUUUCCUGAAGCUGGCAACUUCAACUUGCGUACAACGACCCUUGGAAUAUUCUUUAUAAGAGAACACAAUCGACUGGCAAAAAUACUCCACGAGAUCAACCCGUGUUGGAAAGAUGACAGGCUAUUUAAAAUUGCGCGACAGAUCAAUAUAGCAACAGCUUCCAAUAUAUUCAUGUAUGAACUUCUACCCGCGUUAUUGGAAUAUUAAACAUUAUUUGGAGUCAGUUAGUUUUUACUCUAUCAGCAACUCGGAAAGCAGUUUUUAGAAGAGAAGAACAGGCAAGG
Molecule: messenger RNA, 1343 nt
Organism: Manduca sexta (tobacco hornworm)
Lineage: Eukaryota; Metazoa; Arthropoda; Insecta; Lepidoptera; Sphingidae
Product: peroxidase-like
Exons: 8
Coding region: 187-1266 (359 amino acids)
Biological process (GO): response to oxidative stress
Molecular function (GO): peroxidase activity; heme binding
Source: RefSeq, a predicted model, not a curated record